Molecule: messenger RNA, 4445 nt
Organism: Strongylocentrotus purpuratus (purple sea urchin)
Lineage: Eukaryota; Metazoa; Echinodermata; Echinoidea; Camarodonta; Strongylocentrotidae
Product: leucine-rich repeat-containing protein 15
Exons: 1
Coding region: 116-2119 (667 amino acids)
Cellular component (GO): extracellular matrix
Molecular function (GO): protein binding
Source: RefSeq, a predicted model, not a curated record
CAGCGUCAUCCUCUCCACGAAUUGGAAUAAUGGAUUUAGCAAGCUGUAAUCAUUUACCCACCAUCGUUCAUCUAUCUUGCACCAAAACGCUCAACUAACAUCUCAGAUUUCCACCAUGAUGAUUCGACAAAGACCUUACGGAGCAAUGAACCCUGUUCUGCAACUGGGAUUCUAUGUCAUUGCAAUUCAUCUGAUGGUGGUACUGGUAGAGAGCAAUGGGUGUAGCUCGCCGACGCCUAUUAGUAUUUUAAGAACAGCGUUAAACUCUAGCACCUGCCCUUGGCGUUGCUGCUGCAACGACACCAUUCGAUUAGUGAACUGUUCAAGGUUGUACCAGAACCUGCCUACUGUAUUCCCCGUCAAGGCACGGACGAUCCUUCUGGACUGGAACUUAAUGGACACCUUUGAUAAAGAGAAUUGCAGCGUGUUCAGGCAGAGCAGGUCGCUCGAAGUAUUGACCGCAACAAACAACAAAAUUGCUACCAUAAACAGGAAUUGUUUCAGGGGCUUGGGUAACCUGACAGUCAUCAACCUCAGCAACAAUGCCUUAACCAACUUGCCAGUGGCUGACACACCCUACCCUUUCGUGACAUUGGAUUUAAGCAACAAUAAUAUAAAUCAAUUGAAUGAAUCUAUAUUUCUUGCUAUGCCUAACCUGACGUCGUUAAAUAUUGAUAAUAACUCGAUAAGUAUUCUUCCAUCCCUCAUAUCUCACCCUACGAGUGAGGGAAAGCUGAGGAUGCUUUCGUUGCGGAACAAUGGGCUUAGAAACAUUGCUUUCCCGGGUCCUUUUCCUUCAGGAUCUAGUAUACAGGAGUUAUACCUUUCUCAUAACGACCUUUCGGAACUACCUACCGCUUGGCUGGUUGGAGCAUUCAAAUUGAGAGUACUCGACCUCAGAAACGCUACGUCCAUGGCAGACAAGGGAGGUAAAAUAAAUUGGAAAUACCCUGGUUUUUGCCCUGCUCUUGAAACGAUUGAUUUGUCUCUGAACGGGCUGCGCUCCGUCGUCCACAAUGCGUUCGACUCUAACACUGGUUUACGGACCAUCGAUCUUAGCUCGAAUGCCCUGAAUGCCAUACCUGAUGGUCUACUGGUAAAGCAAAUCAACCUGACAACGUUCAAAGCUCAAGAGAAUCGUCUCGUGAAUAUUUCAAACGCCAUAUGGGGCAAGCGAGCGAGACUGGAAUACGUCAACUUAGCCAACAACUCAAUCGAGCGCAUUCACGAUGGAGCAAUCGGCUCUCUAGCGACCCUCCGCUUUCUGGAUCUCAGCGGAAACCUAUUGGUGUCUUUGGCAUUUCUUGAAACACCUGAGCUCAUCUCCCUAGAAACACUCUUAUUGCAUAAUAACAGCGUCCGUGUAACCCCAAACCUAACUCGAUUAAUUAAAUUACGUGUUCUCAAGUUGCAGGAUAACCAGCUCAGUGAAGUUCCGAACGUACAAAAUCUCUCAAACCUUGAAGAAUUAGAUCUUAGCAGGAAUAACAUUAGUGUAUUGGACACGGUCGCCUUUUCUGGUGUGACACGGUUGAGACUAAUCAAUUUAGAGAGUAAUUACAUCAUGAGUAUUAAUGAAGCUAGCCUUAAUUAUCUCCCCAAGAGUCUCGUGUGGCUGAAUCUCCUCAAUAAUUUAUUGAGAUGUGACUGUAAUUUGGCGCUGACUUCGAAAAGGCUUAGGAGCUCCACCCAAUGGGGGAUCAACUUGGGUAACAUCACCUGCGUGUCACCCCCAGCCUACCAGGGUCUACAGGUAACCACCGUGCCCCAUUCCUCGUGCAUCGGCACCGUCAAGUCGCUCAAGUCCAUCAUUCUCUCCGCUCUCCUCGCCGGCAUCGUCAUCGCCGUCAUCAUCCUGGCCUUCCUCUAUAGCCGAUAUCGACGAGUUGGACGAGGGAACACAAGGCGGAGGUCGUAUCCGGUGGAAGAAAAGGCAGCACAGAUGAAUCAGUACGAGGAGGAGGUCGGGCAUUUGAUGAGCCCAUCGAAGAACUCGGGAAACUACCAUAACCUUAGGGGAAGCAAUGACUUACUCGGGUCCGCAUCGGUCACUGGAAGUAGCACGAGGAUUAAUGGAAGUGCUAUUAAGUCUUUUGUUGAGGAAGAAUUCUAUGUAUAGCAUUUUGUUCAAUAUUAAAAACUAAUAUGUAAAUUGGACGCUAGCCUUCAUUGUACACGCGGAGAAUGUUAAUCAUGCAGUUACUCUAUACUAUUAUAAUCAUUCAGUUUAGACUUGGUCUAUACAUUUACAAAAGUGUAACAUAAAUAUAAAGUGGUCAGGCUUUCAUUAAAAUAAUCUAGAAAUUGAAGCAAUUGAUGUUACCAAAUACGAUGAUAAUUAGAAUAUGACGGGUGAGGUUAUAUUUUUUCGGAAAAUGUUUAUCAGGAAUUGAACAAUUAAAAUCUGAGAUGGAAAGAUAGACAAUGAGAAUUCUGCGAUUCUCAGUUACGAUGUCAGUCAUGACAAUGGGGUUCAGAAACUGAUAACCAAAGCAUUGUAUUCUAACCCUGAAAUCAUUCAUCAUUUUACAUCAUGAUGACAGAUAUAAAGGGCGAUGUUCAAUUCUUAAUUUGUGUAGUAAGCUUUAUUCUUCUCUAAUUUGUGUUAUGCAAAUUCUUAGCAAUAUCAAUGAUAAGGACAAUAAUGAAGAUAAAUGCCAAGAAGAAUAGAUUAUGUUCAUAACAAAAUAAUGACGUCGAAUUGUAAAGGGAAACAAAUGAAAUUUCGCAACCAGAAUCAACCAAUGUCGCAUGAAAAACCGCCAAAAUACGAAGUUACUGUAGCUUUCUCUGCAUAAUGCAGUAUUAUAUCUGCGCUUCUCGUCCUCUUAAUUUUAAAUGUGUAUUUUUUCUUGAAUUUCCUGAUUUAUCGGACCUAAUGCUCUGCUACACAAAAUGUCACUGAUUUAAGAAUUUGGAUUUUCAGUCCCUUGGCUUAAACUUAACAUUUACCAUAUAGAUUGUGUAAGCUCUACAGUAUUAAUUACCACUUAUUCAAUUCCACUUUAUCAUUAAAUGGAUUUCCGAAUUUCAAAAAGGGGAAAUGGAGAGAAACGGCCAAUGAAUAUUUAAGAAAAAGUCAGUGAAGAAUCAGAAAGUUACGAAUUUCUAAUUCUUGACAUCAACGAAACAAAUUGGUGUUAGAUAUAUGAUUUCGAAAAUUUGAUAUUUUAUUCUCGGAAAGUACUAGUAGUUAUUCAAAAAUGUGUCCUUUACGAAUCACUGGAAAUUACAUGCUCUAAAAUAUCUUCCUUCUUUAGAUAUUAAGUACACUGUUGUCUAAGUUUCUGAGAAAGUGUAAAAUUGUGAUGUUAUUUUUUAAUGCCAGCAGAAACACGUUCUCUAUUUUUAGGAUUCCAUUAUCAAAUUCUGCUUUAAAAAUAGCAAAAGUACAACAUCGGUGAACAGUGUCGGGUGAAUGACUCAACCCGCUCACAUUGUAAUCACUUAUUUCAUUUGGAUAAUUACUAUCUUUCUCUCUUCUUGUCACAUUGAAAUGUUCUACGCCUGAUUGAGCAAAAUGGUAAUUUCUUAGCUCGAAUAGACUGUUCUGACAAUAAAAGCAACCACAAUGAUUACAUAUUGUGAGUGUCAUCGGUUUAUCUUUCACUUUCAUUUACGACGAGACCAAACCGACGACGCCAUUUUGGAGAGCAUCGGGAAAUAAACUUUGACCGUUGAACUCCCCAUCUUCUGGGUCAGCUGGGGAAACGGAAACGGAAACGGAAUAAAUGAUUUGCCCGAUAGCAUCAAAUAACAGUUCUUUCCCCAAUAGCGACAGAUUACAUGUAUAAUAACACUACAAGUCCAAUCUAAUUAGUGAAAGCUCUCUCUCUCUCUCUCUCUCUCUCCCUCCCUCCCUCUCUCUCCCCGGCACGGUCGGGCACGUUUCAUUUGAGUUUAAUCAGUCCAUGGACCUACUGAUCAGUCCCAUGCAGUAUAGCAAAUGAUCAUGCAAUAAGGACUGACGGACGGACAAUCAGACAUCACGAUAAAAUUGUGACGGCGAUGGUGACGGAAGCGGAAAGGCAGCUGCGAUACGUCUAAAUUAGUAGUGUUUAUAAUUUUAAUGAAACUAUAAUAAUACUGUUGCUUUGUCGCUAAGUAAACACAUUCAAUGACCUAGAAUAAUUUUCAUGCAGAAUCUUGUUAAUUAGUAUAGGAUUGUAUAAACUUGAAGCAUUUGUUUACUUUCAUGAUGUUAUGGUGCAUUACGUCGUUUCCUCACAAUCACUUCGUAAAAAGAGGUAGCUAAAAAGUAUUCCAACUUUAUGGUCAACAAUGUAUUUCCAGUGUGCUUUUCAAUAGUAAGAUUAAAUUCAUCAGUGAAUAAUUUUUUUCAAACGAUUAAUGUAUAUUCAUGCUAUAUUACUUGAUGCAAUAUCACAAAUAGAUGUUUUGUUUGAUUUUAGUAUCGAGUUUAAAUUUUAGGGAUAGAAGCUUUU